Messenger RNA from Triticum urartu, 1555 nucleotides. RefSeq lists its product as uncharacterized. Lineage: Eukaryota; Viridiplantae; Streptophyta; Magnoliopsida; Poales; Poaceae. The record is from RefSeq and is a predicted model, not a curated record.
ACGGCUCGCUCGCUCGCAUGUCUCCGUCUCUCGUCUCUCCCUCACAUCUGGCAGGCACCGGGAGGCAGCGCCGGAAGGAGGCGAGCAGCGGCAAGCAGGAAAAGGCAGCGGUGGAUCGAUUCCAAGUCGUGCUCCUAGCCUCACCGCCGGCAGGCAGCAACAAGCGCCGGCGUCCCCUCCCCUUCUCGUCGGACCCGUCUAGGUCCAGCGACGGCGGCGGCCAUCUAUGGUAGCCUAAUGCAGAUGACAGAAAACGUGAUGAAGUUUUGAGGCAAAGUGUUGCUGAUGGCUGGUUAGUACUACAAGAUCAUCCGCUCUACACUGAUACUAGCUGCUUGGAUCUGGACACUUGUUUUGGGCAUAUAACCAUCAUUUAUAGAAUUCAAAGAAUUGUUCUAUCGAUUAUUUUUGUGCCACUAUAUAUGUGUCUUGUUCGUGUUUGAUGCCAAAGUUCAAUAUAUUGUACAUAAUCACAAAAACACAAGUGGAGAGAUGAAUAAGUCCAUUCCAUUCCAUUUAUGAAACCAAACACCAAAAUGUAACCAUUCCAUUCCUUUAAAUUACCCCCACCAAAUACAAAAACGGAACCGACCCAUUCUAAUGAAAUGGAACCAUGCCAUUCCAUUCCACUUCGUUUCCGAACCAAACACACCUUUAGGGGCGAUGCUAUUCCGCGCGCGCGCGCUGGAACGAUCGGUUUCCGACAGGCGCAAAUCUUUCCUGUUUUGGUUAAUUGAGGGGGGAAAGUGCCACGCGCCCGGGCCCCCACCGUUGGAAUCAGGGGGGAAGAAAAGAUUAGGAUUAAGCGCUGUAGCGGUCGGUCGUGCAGGAGUAAAACCGCACCUUUAGAUGCCUCACUUCCACAACCGACCCGGAUUGCUAGUUCCUUCCGCGGAUGGCGGUGGCUUUCUCCGAGCCACGCUUCUAUAAAUUCCGCCUCACUUCCACAACCGACCCGGGUGAGGGACAAGUCGAGAAGAAAAAAGAUGGGGCGGGUGAGGGCGAGGAGGUGCCGCCGCUGCCUUUGGUGGCCCAGGCUCCUGCGACCACCGGUCAGCUCUUCGUGUGCCCUUGGCCUGGUUGCCACGAGAUCACGGAGAACGCCUCGGAUGCCUGCAUCCGCACUCACCGGAAGGCCCACCGUGAAGCGGAUACCGCAGAGAAGAAUAAGCCGAAACAGAGGGCGGAGGACCGCGCCAAGGGCGAGCAGGCCCGCCGCAGGCGCGAGGCCAGGGCCCAGGCGAAGGUGAAGGACAAGGAUCUUAACCCCGGCAAGCGCGGCAAGGGCGGCAAAGGCGGCCGCAACGGGAAGGUCAAGGCCAACGGCGCCGGAGGCCGCAACGGCGGAAACGGCGGGGCCGGUGGCCGCGGCGGCGGCGGGAACUUUAACCAGUGGGCGGGGCGUGGCGGUGGCCGCGGCGGGAACGGCGGCGCCGGGCGCGGCGGCGGCGGCAACUUCAACCAGUGGGCGGGGCGUGGCGGUGGCCGCGGCGGGAACGGCGGGGCCGGGCGCGGCGGCAACUUCCACGGCCGCGGGCGCGGCCGGCGAAACUGA